AACCCAGCACGCACCCCCUAUGCGCAGGAGCAAAUCCUAUGCGCAGCUCCGCCGCAGCCAAUCCCGCGCCCCACCUCCACUUGGCAGAGCUCAACAGCUUUCCCCCUCCUCGCUCCUGCCUUCCCUUCCUCGUGAGGCGGGCCGAAACGGCUCUGAGGCGACGCGCACACUGUCAUUCAUCCCGCAGAUCCACGCAGAACCAACUCCAUUCUUUACAGAUCCCGGAGCGGAUUUCGCACGGGAACCCACCGCCCACAAGCCGCCGCGUGAUCCUGCUCCUGCUCCUCGUCGUCGUCCUAGGGGCCAUGGGGAACAGCAUAUACAAGUUCCUGUGCGGGGUCUGCUCGGACCUCUCCGACGCCGCCUUCCAGCCGCACGGCGCGGACGCCUCCGUCGCCGCGCUCGGCCGCGACAUCCUCGAGUUCCAGCGCACCAAGCAGGUCCCCGAGGGCCUCAGCCGCCACGUCGUCUCCUCCGCCGCCGCGCAGGCCAACUGGUACAAGAAGCUGCAAGUGGCAUGGAAGAAGGCGAGGCCAGCCCCGACCACGCCGGAGGAGGCCGGCCGCCUCGUGGUGCUGACGCUGAAGAACCACCAGAAGGCGGACGUCGACGGCCUGCUCGCCUUCUACGGCCUCCCGCACCCGAACGAGGCGGGAUCGGCGCCGCCGCCCGCCGCCGGUCACCACGCCCCUCCGGCCCAGCACAGCGCCCCCGCGCACAAGCCGCAGGGCGUCAAGUUCGAGCUGCACACGCUCCCGGUGGACGCCAAGGCGGUGGCGGACGGCGACACGGUGACGGUGUACGUGGACACGAAUGACGCCCCCAGCGAGAUCAAGAAGGCCGCGGCGGAGCGCACCAAGGCGCGCGCCGCCAGGAACUACCCCACGGCCGACGCGCUCCAGAAGACCAUCGCCGCCGCGGGAUACAGAAUGGUUCCCAACGCCAAGGGCGUUGAGGUGCUCGCCAAGAAGUACAGGAUCAGGCUAAGUGGGAUCGACGCGCCGGAGAGCGCGAUGCCGUACGGGAAGGAGGCCACGGAGGCGCUGCUGAAGCUGGUGGAGGGCAAGUGCCUGACGGUGCACGUCUACAACACCGACCGCUACGGCAGGUCCGUCGGGGAUCUCCACGUCGGCGGGGUCUUCGUGCAGGAGCAAAUGCUGAAGAAAGGCUUCGCGUGGCACUACACCGCCUACGACAAACGCCCGGAGCUUGCCAAGUGGCAGAGCCAGGCGCAGGCCGCGCGCAAGGGCCUGUGGGCGGCGUCCAAGCCGCAGGAGCCGUGGGAGUACAGGAAGGCCAAGCGCAACGGCAACGCGUGAUCCAUUUCAUCUCGACGCAUAUGUUGUAACUGUUGUGUGUAUGUGCUGUGACCAUGGACAGCUGAUUGAUUGAUUCGUGGCCUGCUGCACCGCAGAUCCGUAGCCCAGAGCAGCGCUCGCGCCACUGUACUUUUUACAGGCUAGGUGUAGUGAAAACUGAAAAGUCUAGCUGAGCUAGCGCGGGGUCGUGAAGCAGAGGAGGCCGGGGCACAUUGAGAUUGGUGUGAAGUGUGAUUGUGUUGUUGUUGUACCUGGUGAUUAAUUCGUGUGAUUGUGUACACUUGGACUGGACUGUUAAUGUUGUUUCUAGACAGAAAAAGGCUGAUUCAUAGGCUGCUGUUGAGUCCAAUGCAGCUAGCUAUA
Triticum urartu is the source of this 1682-nucleotide messenger RNA. The record is from RefSeq and is a predicted model, not a curated record. NCBI's taxonomy places the organism in Eukaryota, Viridiplantae, Streptophyta, Magnoliopsida, Poales, Poaceae.